Molecule: messenger RNA, 1038 nt
Organism: Cadophora gregata
Lineage: Eukaryota; Fungi; Ascomycota; Leotiomycetes; Helotiales; Ploettnerulaceae
Exons: 1
Coding region: 1-1038 (345 amino acids)
Molecular function (GO): hydrolase activity
Source: RefSeq, a predicted model, not a curated record
AUGGACUUCAAUAAGAAGCCCAUGCUUGUCUUCCACACUCCACCACCUCUCGAUCCAGUAUGGCUCGCCCAUGAGAAGUCUGCAAAUCUGCUCGCCCCAGCACCCGUCCUCACUUCUUCCAGUGAGAGACAAAAGCUCUACGCUGACUCCUGCCGAAAGCUAAAUGCUGAGCUCCUUGCUGGACGAGACAAACACCUCACUGAAGGAAUCAAGAUCCAGGAUACAAGUAUCGAGUCCAAUUCUGGCACGUCAAACCCUGUAGAUGUUCCAAUUAGAAGCUACACUCCUGCUGGGACCGAGCCAGACGCCGAGAACGUAUCCAUAGUGAUCUACUUCCACGGUGGCGGUCUCUACGUUGGUGACCUCGACAGCGAAGACCUAACUUGUCGCAGAAUAUGCAAGUCCUUGAACUGCACAGUCUACUCAGUGGACUAUCGCCUCAUGCCCGACCACACAGCCUCAGAUGCACUCGCCGAUGCCAUCACUGCUUUCCGGGCUAUCACAUCGAGCAGGAAAGCCGGUCAUUGGAUCGUGAUGGGAAGCUCGUCCGGUGGACAACUCGCUGCGCAGGUACCACAGCAUUUCUUGAACAAGGAUGGCAAGUCGCAAAUUCAUGGUGUCUUGCUGAGAGGACCAGUGACGUGCGAUGCUACGGAUGGUAAAAAGAACGUUCCUGCGAGGUUCAAGGAAUAUCACACGUCCAUGUCUGAAGCGUUCUUUACUUCUCUCUUAACCAAUGCGGCUGUGAAUAGUCAGAAUAGAACGAAGGAGCCUUUGCCGCUGGAAGUGGAGGAUCUGUCAGGUAUGCCGAGACAUUGGAUCCAGGUCUCGACGAACGAUCUGUAUUAUUCAGAUGGUUGUUGUUAUGCGGAAUCAUUGAAGUGGAGUGGUGUAGAUGUCAAGUUGGAUGUUGUUACGGGUUGGCCUCAUACCUUUUGGUUGAAGGCGCCGUACUUGGAGAGGGCAGUGCAGGCGGAGAGAGAUAUGAUUGAGGGGUUAAGAUGGUUGCUAGAGAGCGAGAUUGAGCAUGAGCUGUAA